AUGGAGAAUAAUAAUGGAUCUCCAAGCCAAAAUCGGAACUCUAGGUCUAGGAGCCCUUCUGAUCAUGCAAGAGCUCAAUCUCCAAUUCCACAUGGUGGUUCUGAUCCACAUGCACCAUCAACUCAUCAUCACCCUGCAUAUUCAUUCUCUUAUCCCCCGGGACCAUAUUCCUACAACUAUUACCCUCCACCUCCUUUAUCACCUUCUUCACACCCUUCUCUUCCACACUCACCAUGUAGCCAUAGAUAUGCAUACACCUCACUUCCUGUGUCACCCAGCCCCGGUUCUAGCUCCCCUGGUCCUCCAAUUAACCGCCCUCCGCCUCAAUUGGUUGCCUUUAACCGCCCUCUUCCGCGAUUAGACUAUCCCCUGAGUCUCGGGGUGCCAACAACUAAACGGCGGCCUCCACCACGGCUGGACUAUCCUCUGAGUCCGGGGCAAAAGUCGGCUUAUUCUCCACCUCAUUAUUAUACUUUCCCCUACCAUCAAGGUCCUAAAAGUCCAGGAGUAUCAUCACAAUCUAGUCAGAGUCCCAUUUCCAGCUCUCCUAGGAGUCCUUCCUUGGAAAAUGUUAUAUGCAAUGUUCAGAUAUCAGAUAGCAAGCUCGGUGCUCCUGCAUCACCCUCUGCUCCUGCAUCACCCCCUGCUCCUGCUGCACAAACUGGCCCUUUUGCACCACAUUUUGCGCAUUCGAAUUCAGUUCCAUUUCAUGGGAAGAAUGAUGAAUUUAAUGGUUGUUCGGAUAAAUUAUCAGGCAGGAGACGUUCUACCUCUGAUGUAGGGGAUUUAAAGACUUCGCCUAGUGUGUGUAAUGAAUCGCCACGUAACCAGAGUUUGCAGCUUGCAAGCUAUAAAGGGUCUUCUUUGAGAGCUUUGCUUCUACAUGGAAAUUUAGAUAUAUGGAUUCAUGAAGCCAAUAAUCUUCCAAAUCUAGACAUGUUCCACAGAACUUUGGGGGAUAUGUUUGGCAAAAUGCCUGGUAGUCCGGGCAAGGGCAAUACCAGCGAUCCUUAUGUGUCAAUUCGUGUAUCAAGUGCUGUGAUUGGGAGGACUUUUGUGAUUAAGAACUGUGAGGACCCCGUUUGGGAGCAGCAUUUUUGUGUUCCUGUUGCGCAUAAUGCUGCUGAAGUUAUCUUUCAUGUUAAGGACAGUGACGUCGUGGGAUCAGAACUCAUUGGUGUUGUGGCGAUUCCAGUCGAACAAAUACACUCGGGGGAAGUAAUAAAAGGGGCCUACCCGAUUUUGAAUAGUAAUGGGAAACCUGUUAAGCAAGGUGCUGUAUUGAGCCUAACCAUACAGUACACUCCAAUUGAUAAACUAGUCAUGUAUCAACAAGGAGUUGGAGCAGGUCCUGAGUAUAUCGGGGUUCCCGGCACUUAUUUUCCAUUGAGGAGAGGUGGAACUGUUACUCUAUAUCAAGAUGCUCAUGUUCCAGAUGGCUGUCUCCCUAAUUUGAUGCUUGAUAAUGAGAUGCAUUAUGUGCAUGGAAAGUGUUGGUUUGACAUAUUUCAAGCAAUAAGUCAAGCUCAACGGUUGAUAUAUAUCACGGGCUGGUCAGUAUGGCACAAAGUUCAGUUGAUUAGGGAUGCCGGCCCAACGGAAAGCCUUGGCCAUCUUUUGAGGUCUAAGUCACAGGAAGGAGUAAGAGUGCUUCUCCUUGUUUGGGAUGACCCUACAUCAAGAAACAUCCUUGGUAUACAAACAGAUGGUCUCAUGGCAACUCAUGAUGAGGAAACUCGAAAAUUUUUCAAGCAUUCUUCAGUACAAGUGCAGCUUUGUUCUCGCAAUGCAGGAAAACGACAUAGCUGGGCAAAACAAAAGGAAAUUGAAGCAAUAUAUACACAUCAUCAAAAAACUGUAAUGGUGGAUGCUGCUGCUGGAAAUGGCAAAAGAAAAAUUAUAGCAUUUGUUGGUGGACUUGAUUUGUGUGACGGACGAUACGAUAAUCCAUACCAUCCUCUCUUUAGGACAUUGCAAACACUGCAUAAGGAUGACUAUCACAAUCCAUGUUUCGCGGGUAAUACUGGUGGUUGCCUGCGAGAGCCGUGGCAUGACUUGCACUCUAAAAUUGAUGGUCCAGCGGCUUAUGAUGUUUUGGCAAACUUUGAGGAGAGAUGGUUAAGAGCUGCAAAACCUAAAGGGGUUUCAAAGGUAAAAGGUAAUGCAUAUGAUGAUGCACUGCUUAGAUUAGAACGGAUUCAAGAUUUUUUGACUGUGAAUGAUGUUCCUAGUGUCGAUGACGAUAAUCCUGAGGCUUGGCAUGUUCAGAUAUUUCGCUCGAUUGAUUCUAAUUCUGUCAAGGGAUUUCCAAAGGAUCCAAAAAUAGCACAAAGCAUGAACUUGGUAUGCAGAAAGAAUGUGAUGAUUGACAUGAGCAUACAUGAAGCAUAUGUGAAGGCGAUCCGUUCAGCACAACAUUACAUUUAUAUAGAGAACCAAUAUUUCAUUGGAUCCUCAUUCAAUUGGAGUCAGACUCAAUAUAAGGAUCUUGGUGCUGAUAAUUUAAUUCCAAUAGAAAUUGCUUUGAAGAUUGCUGAAAAGAUUAGAGAAAAUCAGAGAUUCGCUGUGUACAUUGUUAUUCCAAUGUGGCCAGAAGGUAUUCCAACAGGGGCUGCCACCCAAAGGAUUCUAUAUUGGCAGAACAAAACAAUGCAAAAUAUGUAUCAGACAGUAUAUAAUGCUUUGGUUGAGACUGGACUUGAAACUGCAUUCUCUCCACAAGACUAUUUGAACUUUUUCUGUCUUGGCAAUCGCGAGGCCUGUGGUAUAUAUGAGAAUGUUAAUGGAACUGGAGCUCCUCCCCCAGCAAAUAGUCCACAGGCACAAAGUCGAAAUAAUGGAAGAUUCAUGAUUUAUGUUCAUUCAAAGGGUAUGAUAGUUGAUGAUGAAUAUGUGAUAAUUGGUUCUGCAAACAUCAACCAGCGCUCCAUGGACGGAGGAAGGGACACAGAGAUUGCAAUGGGAGCCUACCAACCUCAUCAUACAUGGGCAAGAAACAAUUCUGCUCCUCGUGGACAGGUCCAUGGCUAUAGGAUGUCACUAUGGGCAGAACACACAGGGACAAUUGAAGAGUGCUUCUUCCAACCGGAGAGCCUUGAAUGUGUCUCAAGGGUUAGAACAAUGGGUGAACUGAAUUGGAAACAAUACUCAGCUAAAGAGGUAUCAGAAAUGAGAGGCCAUCUUAUGAAGUACCCUGUAGAUGUUGAUAGGAAGGGUAAGAUUAAACCCAUUCCUGGCUUUGAAGAGUUUCCUGAUGUUGGAGGCAAGAUUGUUGGUUCAUGCUUUGGCAUUCAGGAGAAUCUAACCAUUUAGAUUAUCACAUUUACUCAUUCAUUCAUUCAUUAUUCGAUCAUAGUUAGGUUCCUUCUCCCAAGAGGCACUCUCUCAGUGACUAGAAUUCGGAUUA
This is a messenger RNA of Arachis duranensis, 3406 nucleotides long. Its product is annotated as phospholipase D gamma 1-like. Gene Ontology annotation, cellular component: plasma membrane. The record is from RefSeq and is a predicted model, not a curated record. The coding region runs from base 1 to 3312 and encodes 1103 amino acids. Gene Ontology annotation, molecular function: D-type glycerophospholipase activity. Lineage: Eukaryota; Viridiplantae; Streptophyta; Magnoliopsida; Fabales; Fabaceae. The transcript has 10 exons. Gene Ontology annotation, biological process: phospholipid catabolic process.